AUGGCUUCGCUGUCAAAAGAGUUUAGAAAUCGAAGAUGUUGGAAAGAUCGAUCGAAGGCAUGGAAAGUUGAGAAAAGCGGAGAGGGAGUGUCUGGGAGUGUAGUAACAACUUAAAUGUUAUUAGAUAUGCCACAUAUGAGAUUUUCAUAUGCUUUAUGAAUGUUCAGGAUGACCAUCUCUGAUCGACUUAUACUCGCGGUUAAAAAAGGUUGAAAACAAUAAAGUGCUAAUUAGAAGAUAUGGAUAACUAGGAUGAGAGACAUAUCGACAAGUACCAAUUGCAAAUGAUCACCACCGCCCGGAAGCAGACGACCUCGAUCUGACGUAAUCUUGUCUGCACGUCGUCAUCAAGAACAUGUGCUAGAGCAGCGAGGCGACGGACACCAAUUACAACUGCAUCAUCUGCUUCAUAUACUGAGCGCAUUCCUGUCAGAAAGUUUUCACAACACAUUCUGGCUCACAUGGAAGUAGCAUAAAGCCACACGGACAUUCGGAUAGUGUCGUCGAAAGAACUAUUUCAGCAAUUUCAAAAUCGGUCAGGAUCACACGUGGUUGUGCAUGUGCCAGUGUAGCAAGAUAGGACCUCUCCUCAAGACGAUUGUUGUAGAGUAGCAAACGUCUGCUCGUGGCCUCUGUCUUGUUGGGCAGUAAACUGUAAAGUACAGCUGGAUUGACGCUCAAAAUGGGAAGUUAUAAUAAAUACGCAUCUGAGAUGUUGCGCGAAGUGGAUUGCUUUAUGCAAUGCCAUGGCAUUGAUGACACAUGUGACUUGCCACCUGGCUCCGACCAUUUCACUGUGGGACCUAAGAGCAUGAUGGCCUUUCUGGUCGACUAUAUCCCAACUAUUCGUGCGCAUAAUCUUGUCCAAGAUGAUUCCAGUGCUCAAUCCCAGCAAGGCAGCUGGUGUAAGCCGUACAACGUUCAGUGGGAGCCCAGAAUGAACUGGCACAGAGUCAAAAUACCGAUCACACCGAACAUUGCAAGAGACUGGUACAGUGAAGUGGAGCCUUACGAUCGUGUGAUGACCAUUGUAUGGCACUCCAUUAUGAUUCACCCAACACAAGAUGUGACAGCCAUGACAGACCCCCGUAUGCAGCACGUUAUAGACGCCAUGUGGCAGUUAGAAGGCGACAUUUAUCAGGUGGCACAAAAUAAGAUUGAAUACACCAAACGGAUGAAAAUGGAAACAUCGAAGAUGCGUAAAUAUAUUGUCCAAGAGAGGAGACGGUAUGGAGAUCAGCUGCUACAAGAUGUUUCAGCAAGGUGGUUCUUCGAUUACCCGGUACAGCCAUCCAUUCCAAAACAACCAAGACAAGAACAAGAGAACUUAAGUACGGCUGCUGCUACCUUUGUGCCACAGUCGUUAGAGAAUGCUUCUGCCACAAACCCAUCUCUCUUUGUAGAGAAGAGAGAAAAAACAGCUUUCAUGGCUGAAACCAGUGAAAAAACCAAAGGCCAAGAACCUGCUUCCUGUGGAACAAGUUUCUUCUGCUGCCGCAUUUGCUUUGAGACAUUUGAAGAGAUUGCAUCAAAAAACCAAAAAAUCUACGCCACAGUGUGUGGUCACGUCUUCUGCGAAGACUGCAUCCAGAAAUGUUUCAAACACCGGCAACGCUGCCCCACCUGCCAAAAACCCCUUGUGCCGUUCUUGGAUGCGUACCCUCUAAAGCAUUUCUUUUGGUAAUGUCUCAUUCCGUCAGGGCGUCCAUUACAUAAAAAAGGCCUAGGAGAUUAUGCAGACAUUUGUAUAAAGAAAUGAGCAAGUAAUACAACUGUACAGUAUGUGUGUUUUUUUUAAAAAUAUCUAAAUAAAGCAGUUUUU
Pomacea canaliculata is the source of this 1822-nucleotide messenger RNA. RefSeq lists its product as uncharacterized. Lineage: Eukaryota; Metazoa; Mollusca; Gastropoda; Architaenioglossa; Ampullariidae. Gene Ontology annotation, biological process: regulation of DNA-templated transcription. The record is from RefSeq and is a predicted model, not a curated record. Gene Ontology annotation, molecular function: transcription coregulator activity. The coding region runs from base 683 to 1684 and encodes 333 amino acids. The transcript has 9 exons.